This is a messenger RNA of Microdochium trichocladiopsis, 885 nucleotides long. RefSeq names its product ketopantoate reductase PanE/ApbA C terminal-domain-containing protein. The transcript is spliced from 3 exons. Bases 1 to 885 code for a protein of 294 amino acids. Gene Ontology annotation, molecular function: oxidoreductase activity. Gene Ontology annotation, cellular component: cytoplasm. NCBI's taxonomy places the organism in Eukaryota, Fungi, Ascomycota, Sordariomycetes, Xylariales, Microdochiaceae. The record is from RefSeq and is a predicted model, not a curated record.
AUGGCUGCUUACGCGUUGGAGAAGGGAGGUCUGGCGGAAGUGACGGCGGUCCUGCGGUCCAAUUACGCCGCCGUCGUUGAAAAUGGUUUCGACAUCGAUUCCGUGCUCUACGGCUCCAUUAAAUCAUGGAGACCAACGCACAUCGUCAAUGCAGUACCGAAGGUGUCUGAAGACGGCACUGCGCCAUUCGACUACAUUGUUAACGGCAUCAACAUCGAGAAGCCGCUUGUUGCGCGCUUCCCCACCAAUCCCCUGAUCAGUAGUGUCGCGUAUACCGGCGCAACGGAGACAUCACCGGGCAAGAUCUUUAACGACGACCCAGACAAGCAAAAGAUUGGCGCUUUCUCCAGUCCAGGAGUCCCUAUGGCCAUCGCUGAGGAGGCGGCAAGGACUUAUGUCAACUUGUACAACCCGGAUCACUCCCUGGACGUCAUUUACGAGCCCAAUGUCGCGGCCAACCGAUGGCGGAAACUAGCAUACAACUCAUCCUUCAACCCCAUCGCAUCUAUCUUGCGGAUGGACACUCCGCGCAUGCGCAUGAGUGUGCAUAUCGUGGAAGACUUGAUUGUGCCUAUUAUAGGCGAGAUUCGUAAGGUCGCGGAAGCGGCUGGCGUGACUCUUCAAGAAGACCUUGUCGAUGCUGUCAUACAUCAAGACCCGACCGAUUCUGGCUUCAAGCCGAGCAUGUGCCAAGAUUGCGAGAAAGGUAAUUUCAUGGAGAUUGAGAAUAUCAUUGGCGAGCCGCUCAGAGAAGGCGAGAGAUUGGGCGUCGAGCUGCCUGUCCUGAAAGUGGUAUAUGGAAUUAUGAAGGGGCUGCAGCUGAAAGUCAAAGAGGAGAAGGGUUUGUGGCAGCCUGAGUUCAAACCUGGGAACCCAUAUCAAUAG